GCUUAUCUGUGGGUAAUGUUUUUAAUCUCCUAUUUUUGCUUUGCCCUUACCACUGAUAUUGCUGUUAGAAUUGUGUAUAUAUGUACGUGUAUAUAUAAUAUUAUAAAUAUAUACUUAAUUACAUAUGAUGAGUGUGAUCGCUAGCAAUUGAUAUACAGAUGAUAGAGACAGCUUCACUUUUGAAUAUUGAAAUCAUAAUAAAAGCGGUACGUGUAUAUAUAAUAUUAUAUAUAUAUACUUAAUUACAUAUGAUGAUUGUGAUCGCUAGCAAUUGAUAUACAGAUGAUAGAGAGAGCUUCACUUUCGAAUAUUGAAAUUUCAUAAUAAAAGCGGGAAUUAUGGACCUGUCGAUUUGCCCCUUUUGUCAUCUUACAGUUCCGUUCCUCGAACUAGAAAGGCAUGCGAACAAUCACUUCGAUGAUGAGGAACUCGAGAGGGACAUGGAAUUGGCGCAGGCAAUUGCAUUUGCCCCAUCAAGUCCACCUCUAACUGUGAAUAAUCAGUUGAAUGAGGACAUGCAAUGUGAAACCAGUACUCAAAAGAACCGUAAAAGUGAUAUGUUAAGGAAUGAUGGCAAGACCAAUAUUGAUGGAGAAACUCGCAUUCAUGAAAAGAUUUGUUGCUUAAAUAGUUUACAGAUUAGGGCAGCCUUCUACAAAGUUGAUGAUGGUUUGAUAGCCUUGUUGAGGAGGUGUUUGGAAUUAGAUUCUGAAAACUCAACUAGUAUAUUAUCAGGCAAUGUUGAUCAUUUUCAGAGCAUUGAAGAGGACAUUGGUUGGGGCUGUGGAUGGCGUAACAUCCAGAUGCUUUCCUCACACUUGCUUAUGCAACGAAAAGAUGUGAGGGAGGUACUGUUUGGUGGUUCGGAAUUCGUUCCUGACAUUCCAUCACUCCAGAGAUGGCUUGAAAUUGCUUGGGAAAAGGAUUUUGAUAUACUUGGCUCGAAUCAUUUUGGCCACAAGAUUUAUGGCAAAACAAAGUGGAUUGGAACUACUGAAUGUGCCACACUUUUUCGUUCUUUUGGGCUUCGUGCCAGGAUAGUGGAUUUUGGUGUUAAGGAAACUAAAACAAUAUCCUCUACUCCCAGUUUAGGCAAUGGAGGCAAGAGGAAGGCAGUGCAGGUAUAUGGACCAAUGGACAGAUUUCUGAAUAGAGGGGAUCACCAUAUUCCCCAAAAGGGUUCCAGUGGGCAUGAAAACUCCAGAUAUUCUAGUUUCCAACUUGGGAAUGAUCCGGGUACUUCAGUCAGCAGAAGUAAUGAUAACCUGGAAAAUAGUGACAAUACUAACAAUUGUUUUACAAAGUCGGCCAAGGGUCAGCAGGUUCUCAUUGAUUGGGUGUGGAAUUACUUCUCUGACAGUAAGAUCACUAAAUCAGGCAAUCCUCGUGUUAUUGUCAGUGAGAAAAUGCCCUUGUACUUCCAGCAUGAUGGGCAUUCAAGGACAGUUGUUGGGAUUCAAGCCAAACGUCAGCGGAAAGGGAUGCAGCAAUACAAUCUGUUAAUCUUAGAUCCUUCUCAUAGAACAGCAACUCUGGAAAAAUCUCUCAAAGGAAGUGUUGGAUGGCAAAAGUUAAUAAAAAGAGGUGUUCACACACUGAAGAAGCCGCAGUACCAGAUAUGCUAUAUUGAACCUGGAAUUGCCUGUGGGGAGGAGAUGGAACAGCUCAAGACCUUAGACAGCGUGUUUCUCGAAUUUUAGAUGAUAUUUUGAACAACUGCAUUUUCCCAAGAAUCCUAUAUCAAGCUUUAAGAUACUGGAAAGAGCUGCUGCAAAAGAGUGAAUGGCAGUCCUACAAGCUCGGACUUUUUCUGGCCAAAUGAGAUUUUAAUGGGUGUUCUUCCUCUCUGUUCCUCUAAAUCGACUCAGAUGCAGGUCCAAAUGGUGUUCUCAUUGCGGACUUCUAUGCACUUUUAAGAAGAGAUUAGGAGAGCAGGAUUAUUCACACCCGUGGAGAGGAUAACCGUGGUGAUCUGAUGGGUGAUGGCCUUGCUGAGUUGAGUCAUAGCCUUUCUGUUACACUCUAUGUUCAGCUCUCCACCAGCCCAAAUUAUCGACCUGCUUGACGGAAACUUGAACCCUCUUCCCCAGCGCUCUUCCUGCAGUUACUUUUUUUCCGACCCAUGCAGCACAGAAUACAAACAAGCUUCUUCUGAACUCCCUUUCUAUGGUUUAGGAGAACAGUCUCCAGUUUUUUAGUUUAUAUCAUGUUAAAGGCUGGUAAUUGUCCUUAAAGAUACCAGUGGGCCAUUAGCCCAGGUGGUAUAACCUUUUCUCCCUCAAAGGGGAGGUGAGGGGUUUGAGCCCCAUAUGGGCUCUUGUGGGUGUGUGUGAGUAUUUUUAUAUCCAGAUGUAUUUGAAGCAUUGAGGCUACAGCAUAGAUUAUUGCGUAGGUGUCUGUGCCAAAAAGUUACAUUUGAUGAGAUGUUGGAUAUGUAGUUGAAACAAAUAAAUGACACUGAAUUUCUACAGGAAAUCUGCUAGAAUACUAAAACUAGCUUUCGUUUUCUAAAACGUGAAACUAGUUCCACUUUCCACUCUUUUGGUAAAUGACAAGAAGUAAUUUGA
This is a messenger RNA of Cornus florida, 2567 nucleotides long. RefSeq lists its product as uncharacterized. The record is from RefSeq and is a predicted model, not a curated record. The coding region runs from base 339 to 1700 and encodes 453 amino acids. NCBI's taxonomy places the organism in Eukaryota, Viridiplantae, Streptophyta, Magnoliopsida, Cornales, Cornaceae. The transcript has 7 exons.